This is a messenger RNA of Didymodactylos carnosus, 6954 nucleotides long. The record is from the annotation of a GenBank genome assembly. NCBI's taxonomy places the organism in Eukaryota, Metazoa, Rotifera, Eurotatoria, Philodinida, Philodinidae.
AUGGCGGUAAUAACGAACGCGUCUUUGAUAAUUACAGACAGAUGAUAUGACCGAUCGAAGAAAAAAUCGUAGUAAAAGAAUGAAACAGUGAUUAUGUUUUCUCUUAUGUCAAUUUUUAGUGUUUUGAGUGUAGUUUCAGUUGAGUCAUACAAUGACGAAUGUUACAGAGGAGCAUCAAACUCCAGAUGUAAAGAUCGAACCUAUACUGUUACAGACAUACAAACACAUUUUCAGAACAACGCAGAUCUCUAUUUUCUAUUUGGAAUUAAUGUUUAUCGUCCAUAUAUGAAUGCACUUCAAGAAAAAGGAGAAGCAAGUGUUCUGGUGUUUGGUCUUUGCAAACCAAAUUCGUCCGAUUGUGUGCCAUACAGAGGCAACCUAUCAGAACGAUAUCAACUUGAGUUUACAGUUGCUGAUUUUCUUUACAAACCAUUUAUGUCAACUGGUUGGUAUGAACCUGAAAUAUGGCAUCAACUAAUAUGGAUCAAUAAUAGUAACACGGGAACAUGGACCAAAUGGAUAGAAAUUCCUCAAUCGUUUUUCGAAGGUAGCGGUGUACAACAUAUCCAAGGCUCAGUUAAAUACAACGGUUAUAUUCAACAAGAAUUCAAAUUGGAUUUUUAUGUACGAAUGUAUGAUUGUUUAAUACCACCGUUAUUGACAUUUGAUGGCAUCAUAAACCAACGUGAUUCUGGCUUACAAAAAAUUCAUUUAAAAGCUCUGCAUUUCAAAUAUGAUCCAACAGGGUGUCGUAUAAAUGAAUUCAAAUGUAAAUUGAAUACUUAUCGUUUAUUUGAAAAUAAUGCUACAAUAGAUCUAGAAACAGAGAAAAGUCUUUCUACAAUAUUUUCAAAAUUUUAUCAUGAUCCAACAGCAAAUACCGAUAAGAUAUAUGAAUCACAAAUUACAGAACAAGAAUUCAUUGGUCCAUUUAUACAAAUUCGUGAAAAUGUCUCGUGUCUAAAUGAAAAGGAAAUUACAUCAAAAAAAUUUACUGUAUGUUCACAAAAUUGCAUUCGUGGACAAAGAAAAUUAGCGAUGUCAAUGCCAAUCAGUAUCUUCUGGUUGCGUAUUGAUCCUGUAACGAAUACACCGAUUUUCACACAAUAUAAUGAUAGUGCACAGGACCCACGCGUUACUCUCAUUCCAGUGAAUUUGGUUCCGUGGCAGUAUAUUGUAUACGUGCCAGCCCCUCCAGAACCACUACCUAGAGCUGUUGCUUUGAAACCCAUGAUAGAUGACUAUUAUCAGAUAAUCAAACAUCAACUCACGAUUGUGGGUAUUAAUGGUCAUUUUUUCGAUAUUACACAUAUGAUUAGCGGUACGAUAGUUGAAGUAAAUUUAUUUUAUUCUGAUUACUACCCAUUUAGAAGAAAAUAUAAAAUAAUAACUGAUAGAGAAUCAAUGUGUACUUUAAUUUGUCGUAAAUAUUGUUUUGAGUUAUCACCAACGUUAUUCUUAAUUUAUGGAAAUUAUAGUACACACAAGCAAACAUUAUUUUGUCCGCACUGUUUUUUUUCCAUUAUGGAAACCACCACAAAUUCCAUACCUGUAGCUCCAUUUUUUUUCGGAAAUAUGUCCGUAUUAACUCAUUUUAUACAAUGGAAUUUAUCUUCAUUUAUGAACAAAGUUGUUAGAGCAAAUAUUCCGUGCAUAAAUGCCACAUAUAACAGUUCAUUAAACAUUGAAUUACAUAUUAUUGAACAUAAAUCACCGGAUAUUUUAGACUGCUCAUUAGCAACCAGUACUGUUCGUUCUUAUCAUGAUUUAUUAGGCGUAUCAUGUUUGUCAUCUUAUGUUAAUGCUGAUGUCAUUAUUUGGGCACUAACUAAACUAGGUAGUCAGUUAGACAAAUUAUCAACCCAAAGUGUCAUAUUGCCUCAAGGAGAUGAAUUAAAUGGAAAUACCAUAAUUCUAGAAGUCAAUCUUCCACAAAUGGAUGCUACCUAUACACUGUAUGCUCUUACAACAAAUCCUGAUAAUAGAAUGAUUGAAAAAAUAAAUAGUGCUGUUAUGUGGAAUUAUUUCUUUGAUGCAUAUCAAUUAAUAGAAUCAUGGUUAAAGAUGUAUAAGUCAGAAUUUUAUCGUUUCUAUGAGGAUGAUGACAGGAUUAAAUUUUCAUCAUUAACACCAACAACUUUUCUGUUGUCCUUCAUUGAUUACUGUCGUUUAAUAUUAAGAUAUUUGAAGGAUCAAAGAUUAUAUCAGAGAACACAAGAUUUUGCUGAAACUACCUACUCAUUUAUAACGCAAAAUAUAAAACAAUUAGAAUUAAUGUAUCAAGAUGAAAUCGUCUUUCAACGAUAUAUAUUACUGUUAAUUGAUUUAACCAAACAGCCAGAGUUGAUUGUUUAUGAUGGAUACCAUUUUUUGCGACAUAUAACAAAAUUUUUAACAUAUCGUUUACCACAAAAAUCUAUUCAUUUUCUGGAACAACUUUUGUUACUUAUUGAAAAUUUACACACGUUUAUCGCUUAUUCAAUGCCCGUGCCUAAUACAACUGAUGCUAAUUCGCUCGUGGAACUUGGUCUUAUUUUAAAUAAUUUAACAACAGUUAUUCAUGACGAAUUUGUUGCUCAAAAUUAUGCUAAAAGUCAUCGUGGAGCAUUUUUUGAAUUAUUAUUAGAUGUUCAAGCACCAUUUAUAACACAACGUUGGGCUCUGUUUCUUAAUCGUCAGAAGACGUCCAUAUAUAGCGCAAAACAGGGUCUGUCAGACGACAAAAUUUACCGUAGAGAUAAACGUCAGACAACUGUAACGAGUUUAGAUUUAAUUUAUCAUCCACAAGAAUAUGUUCCAUAUUAUUCAAAUUCAUUUAAAAAUGUCAAUCAUGUUGUGGGUCAAUUAAUAUCGAUUAUCAAGCCAAAUUCGACGCUGUCGAUUCCCAUUCUCAUUCAGUAUUCACUCACUCAACCCUAUUUAUAUAAACCCACCGUAUCAACAAUAAAAUAUCUAUAUAAAAUGACUUUGUCUAAAAUGAAUAAAAAUUUUUAUCGUCAUAAUUUUGCUUUUCAAAUGAAUACGACGGCCUUAACAAAAAAUUUGACUUUACUCUUUUAUGAUCUACCGAAUUCUAUCUAUCAUAUUGAAUUAGGUCUUGUUUACAAUUCGAGUUGUUCUAAUGCUAAAAUCAUCGAUCGUUUACAAUUAUUAACAUAUACAUUUGAUGGUGAUUUAACAGAACGAAAUUUUUUUGUACAAUCAUUACCAGUUGAAUCAAAUAGUUUAGUCUGUGCACAAGUCAGAGUGAUAUCACAAAAAUUGAGAGGAAAAAAUCGUUUAGCCACAUUUAUGGUUCUUGAAACAGCUUGUUAUUCAUUUCAAACUAAAAUUUCUGAAGAAUAUUUUAAUUCAUUUGAACAAACGUGUCAAUUACAUAAUGAAGACUUUAUGUUAACCAUAUUUACAAAUGAAUCAUUUAACGGUCCUCGUUUAGAAUGUUAUUGUUCAAAAUUGAGUAAUUAUUUUAUAUUGAACAAUUUAAUGCAAUUAAAUGUUCAAUUUGAAGUUCUUGAACAAAUAUGGAUCCGAUAUUUUAUCUACAUUUUAAUAAUUCUAUUAAUCUAUUUAUUAUUGGCCAUAUAUGCAAUACAUGCCGAUGUUCUAGAAGAAUAUCCCAUUUAUUUUUAUCAAUUGUCAAUAUUCACCGGUCUACAACAAAGCGCAUCAUCUGAUGCAAAAAUAUUCGUACGACUUAUUGGUCAAAAUCGAAUAGAUAUUGCACAUUGUCUAAAUCUUGAUGAUCAAUAUACAUUUCAACGUGGAGCAGUCGAUCAGUUUUUAAUAACGUCUUUUAUCGAUUUAGGUCCAUUACGUGCAAUUAAUUUUUGGGAAAAUGAAAUGGGAAAACAUUCUGAUUGGUAUAUUCGACAUUGUAUUGUAUACGAUUAUCAACGACAACAUUCAUCGUAUUUUUGUUGUUAUGCAUGGCUAUCAUCGUAUAAAGGUGAUAGCGUUAUUAACGAUGUGUUUUAUCAAGCUCAAGAAGUUGACAUGCAUUCAUUUGGUCAUUUGUUUGUAUCCACAUUUAGCUGGUUAUUUUACCAUUAUCAUUUAUUUAAUUCAAUAUUUUUCAAACAAAAACCAUCCACUUUUCCUCGUAUGGGUCGUCUACAUUUAUAUUUUUUUCUUCUAUUAUUACAAUUGUUUUUAACCAUGAUUACUAUUACAGUAUGUAAGAAAAAACAAGAUUUAAAUCCAAAUUCAAAAACUAUUUUUCCAUUUUUGUUUAUUGUCAAUCAAAGUUUUAUUGCUGAAUCAAAACGUUUCUAUUAUAUGUUAACAAUAAAUUUUAUUCCAUGUUUAUCAUUGGCAUUAUUACUCAGUCUUUGUAUUGUAAUAAUUACACCGUUUUUUAUAUGGUUCUACGAAUUUAUUACAUUUAAAUGGAUAUUAUAUGAACAAAUGGAUGGGGCACAUGAUGAUUUGAAAUCAUUUGAUAAUCUUCAUUCGACAUUUUUCGCUUUGGCCAGUAUUCAAGCUGACAUUGUUGAUUACCAAUCGGAUACGGAACAAUUUUCAUUUGUACAUAAAUUUGAUCUUAAACAUCGUUUAUCAAUAAGUUCAACGGACAUUAAUCAACAAAUUCGAGCUACAGGUAAAACAACUGAGAUGAAAACAAAACUGAUGGACGAUAAAAAUACACAUGUCUUUACUACGACGGCAAGAAAUUUGAAUCAAUUCAACGUAAUCGGUCGGAAAUAUCAAAGAGAAAAAUGUGAAAUCAAUGCGAAUUCAGUCUCAUCUCCAUUGCCAAAUAUCAGUACGCAAGAAAGCUGGCAUUCAAACAUUUCAACAACAAUGCCAGAAAACGAGUCAAUAUUAGAAUAUGACUGGUCGAAUCUAAAAUCUGCGAUAGUUCAUCCCAAUGCUCAUUUAACACUAACCAAAUUACUUGUCAAGUUCAAAUUACCUGAAAAACCAUCACGAAAUAUUUAUUUAUUUAGUCGAUUAGUGUAUUUUGGUAGUAUGGGACUGUUAACGUCUUUCUCAUUUUAUUUCAUGUUUGCUACAUUAGAAACAUUUACUCAAACAGAUAAUUAUUUUGUUACCGCAAAUGGUUGGCUAUUUCAUAUUACUGAUGAAUUCUACUUUCUAGCUCAUGUUGUGGAAAUACCUACAACAUCGUUAAUUGAUAUCGCACAACAAAAAUCAAAUGUAUCAUCGGGACUCUCUCGUGACAUAAUACUAACACGUAAACAACUACAAACACGAAUUCGUGAACGAAUAUUAGAAAGUUCGAUUAUAAGAGCAAUGAUAGAUGUUCUUGGCUAUAUUGUCUUUUUUGUUAUUAUAAUACUUGUUUUUAUGGAAACAAAACAGAAUGAAGUUAAAACAUAUUUGUUAUUGAAUGCAUUUAGAUCGCAGCAUAUUCAAACACGAUUGGCUCUAAAACAAUAUACAUUUCAGUUACUAUUACGUGAAGGUGUAUUUCAAGGAACAGAAGAAAUUCACGAAGAGCAUUUAGGUCUUGAUUGGGUUCGAUAUUUUCUUGAAAACCGUCUGUUUGUUAAACUCGAUGAUUAUACAUGCUCAAAAGAAGAAUGUAACUAUGUACCGAUUCCCGAUAGUCCAUUAUAUUUAAGUAAAAGUGUACGUAUUCUGCAAAUACGUGUAAAUCGUCAAGAAUGUCGGAAGAAAAUUAUAAAAUUAUUUCGUGAAGGUAUAAAAUUCUGUUUUGUUGAUGCUCAUGACUUAAUGUCAAAAUCAUCAUUAGUCAUAUCUGACAGUAUGAAUUGUACAGCAUGGACAAUUCUAACAGUGUGUGCAGGUGUUUGUCCGAAUGAAAUUAGCCUUUGGCAACCUGUUCCCUAUAAACAUAUCACCAAACUUUAUUCAACCUAUGAAUCACCCUAUUAUUAUAUAUUCUACUUAUUACCGAAAGAAACUGUACUCACGUGCUCUCGAAAACGUCGUUAUUAUGAAUUAUGGGAUGAUAAAUGGUUGGAUAAUCGAUCGAUUGUAUUCACAGUUGAAGGUAAUCUCUACAGUCCACAAGCAAAUUCUCUCAUUACAUUCGUGUUAACAUUAGUCAAAGAUCUUUAUGGUACAGUAACAAAAGAAAUAUUGAUAGAAGUAAGCGAUUAUUCUUUAUCAGCGGAUGAUGUAUCACUAGAAACAAUAAACACCACUAUUCUUCCAACCAAUUCUGUUAUUAAUAACAAUUUAAUACGUCAACCAGUUUUAACAAAUUAUCUUUUUGCUGCAUUACUCGUAGUCAUUUUUGCUAUCAAAUUAUUCGCUUUAGGAAAAUAUACAAGAAAUUUUGGUUUUACUGGCUUUAUUUCAUUUAUUCGUACACUGGCAAAUUUAAUUGAUAUUUUAUUGUUACUUCUUUGUUGUUAUUAUUUUCUAUUUUUUUAUUUGGAUAAUGAAGUGUUACAAGUCAAUAGUAUUUUAAAAAAUUUAGAUGUUCAACGUUUGUAUGUCUCAUUUCGUACAAUUAUUAUUAAUAAUGAAAUAGUAAAUGUUCUUAUUGGCUCUAUUUGUAUGGUAGCUAUAUUGAAAUUGUUAAAUUUAUUAAAAUUUAAUCCAAAAACAUUUUUAUUAGCUGAAACAAUAAAAAUUUCAUUAAACGGUUUCUGUUACAUAUUAUCGUUUUGUUUUUUAAAUUAUUUUCUAUUUGCUAUUAUUGCUCGUCUUCUAUUUCCGACAGAUAUACAUUUCAAAACAGUUUUUGUAGCAUUUCGUGUUGUACUCGUAACAUCCAUUAAAGAUUCUUCUACACAAUCGAUUGAUACAACGGUUGUUCGUGCUAUUUGGCAAUUUCUGUUAUGGUUGAUUGCCGCCAAAUUGAUCGAAAAUUUUCUCGUUUCAUUUGUUAUACAAGAAUUUAUUUUAGUACGAAAAAAUCAUUUGACUACAGACGAAGAGCGAGUACUAGAUGUGGACGAAAGUCUAAAUGGUGGGAUUCAUCCAGACAGUUCACUUCUAGCUCGUCUCAAACAUGAUUAG